Verruconis gallopava is the source of this 1220-nucleotide messenger RNA. RefSeq lists its product as uncharacterized. The transcript has a single exon. The coding region runs from base 280 to 735 and encodes 151 amino acids. Lineage: Eukaryota; Fungi; Ascomycota; Dothideomycetes; Venturiales; Sympoventuriaceae. The record is from RefSeq and is a predicted model, not a curated record.
UGGGUAUCAAAACAGGUGUGCAGUUUCCUGACUGCAAAACGUUGACGACUCAAAUAGAAAUUUGUUAUACGCAUCGACGCAGCCUAGGUUCUUUUCAUUGACCACGAUAAUAAGCUGAUAUGAUCCCUCUGCGGAUCCACAACUGCGAUCGUCGGAACAAACUUUGUCACGCUUUGAUCGACGAGAUCAUUCUCCCACUCUCAUCAAGGCCCUCUACACGUUCCAAGAGCAAAUAUUAUGCCCUAGGCAUAUCAAAUUGACUCUCUCAGCUAUCUUCCUAUGCCGAGCGAGUUUCAUACUAUGCCAACAUCCCAUGUACAUUUCCUUGCGAGUCUAGUAGUAUUGCUUGAUAGAUUCUCAUGCUUGGUUAAAGAGGGUAGCUGUGCUGGCAGGAUUGCAUCGCCACAACAAAUUGCAGCAGGUUUUGGCUCCUUGUCACCAUCAUGUUCUGACAAAUUGCCACUUGCAUGGCUUCUGCCAACAGUCGAUCGUGACCUGCUGGUUCAGCACUGCAGCAACGGCUGGGCCAUGGCAUUCCGCCCAUUGCAGGAUGUAGUCACAAACGGCAGCUCCAGGGUCGAGUUGCCUCUCUACGCGUCAUCUUCUGAGGAUGAAGACGAUCGUCGAACCUUUGGAACCGAAAUUGGGUGCACGAGUUUGAUGAACAAUUGCACUCAUUCAGACCGUCGAGGCAAACAGUCUCGACCAAAAUCAUCAGAGUUGGUGUGUAUGUGACUUGCACGCAUUCAACUCGAGCAUAUGCUUGAUUUGGUUGAACACAACUCCGUUCUUAGUCGCGAAUGCUUUCCCCUCCUCAGCCUGUGAAGUAUUCAUCACCACCUUGUGGCACCCACGCGUAAUGCAUUUGUCUCAUUGGAGCGCACGGCAUCCUAAUGUACGAGGCCGGGAUGUACAAGGUGUGCUGCAGCAGUAUCACAACCACCAGGAUGAUCUUUACUUCAGGAGCCGAAGCAGCUGAGAGAUCGGAAGAGAUUUGAAUCAUGUACAAUGUCCUUGUGAUACUAUCAGAACAUUGCUUGGUCAUGCAUAAUCCACCUUGUUGAUAAACGCGAAAGCAAGAGCACACCGCACACCUAAUGCCAACACUAUGGCCUCCAUGCUACUGAGCACCGCUAAAAUAGAGCAAGAAUACGAUAGGACAGCGCAAGCAGAUUUUCAUCACGAACUUCUCAAUCAUCAUCAUCAUCAUCAUCAUCAUC